GCUUUUUCUCCACAGCCCAGCCACACCCAAGGGCCCCUCAACAUUAGCACAGACGCCGAUAUACACUGCCGCUCGGCGCACCCAUCAUUGCUACGACGUGCAUGAACCGUGGUUGUCCUUCGCUCCCAUCCAAUCGCCACGUUACCCGCGUGCUCCGCGCCGCGACUCCUGAUACCUGUCUCUACCAUUCACUGGCACGACAUAAGACGCGUUCACCGCUUCAUCAGUCCCCUUUAGACAUUAUACAACACACGCUCGCCAGAACACUGCACCUUGUCCACCAUGGCGAAAGGCAAAUACACCCCGCUGACCCUCUCCCCGGUCAACUUCAGCCUCACAGAGGGCACCUCGAUACCCGCUCCUCCUGACUCGCCGCCUGACACUCCUCGCCCUCCCACUCCCGGUAAAGGGCCUCUCUCAUCACAUCCUACACCCUCCGUAGGAACGUUCGCUGAAGCCACAGCUGCCAAUGGGAAGUCAUCAACAGAAGGCGGCCUCAUCUCGCCAACCCCACUCUCCCCCACCCAGAGCAGUCUAGGCAAGCGGCCGUCAUCGGUACGCAAAUUCCUAGGCCUGCGCACACUGAGUAGCUCCGACAGUCUGAGGAGUACGGCGACAGACAGGCCUGGUAGCCCUUCGACAGUGGACAGCAGGCCGUCCCUCAACCGGAAGAAGAGCGGGAGCUGGUUCGGUAGGCGGAAGAGCGCAAUGUUCGUUGGCCGGGUGGAGGAGGGUUCGGAGAAGGAGAACGCGGCGCCCAGGAUGGCGCCUGUACCUGAAAAGAAGGGUCCUCCACCGCCGGCUCUCCCGGAGCUGAAAAGUCUUGGUGUCAGUGAAGAGGCAGUAUCCAUGGGUGCGGACGAUAUGUUUAAAGACAUCAAGUGAGGAGAUAGAAUUGAAGAACGGAGAUUGAUGGGGCUAGCUGUAAAAUGGCCAUUGCAGUAAUGGCAGACUUGGAUGGGCCUAUUUUUCUCAGUUCCGCGCAUGGAAGAGCUGGCUUGCGGUUGUUCAUUUCGUUGGAUACACGAUACCCCAAACAGGCAAUUCGAGAGAUUGGCAUAAGAGGUUUAUGGGGAUGGUGUCCAGGAGUUGUUGAUAAGGAAAAGAUUGGUCUCAAAAGAGAGCUGGUGUGGGGGGACUGCUGAUGAUUCCUGGUUCGAUGAAGCAGUCCGACUGUACAGCUGCUUCACACACAAAUUACUACCCGUUUCUCUGUAUAUGCUUAGCAUCAAAGGCUAUCGCUAUUGCCCUCGAAGUAUCAAUUCUUGUUCGCUGUCUACAUGCU
Molecule: messenger RNA, 1285 nt
Organism: Mytilinidion resinicola
Lineage: Eukaryota; Fungi; Ascomycota; Dothideomycetes; Mytilinidiales; Mytilinidiaceae
Exons: 2
Coding region: 283-885 (200 amino acids)
Source: RefSeq, a predicted model, not a curated record